Tripterygium wilfordii is the source of this 776-nucleotide messenger RNA. Its product is annotated as calcium-binding protein CP1-like. The record is from RefSeq and is a predicted model, not a curated record. The transcript has 2 exons. Lineage: Eukaryota; Viridiplantae; Streptophyta; Magnoliopsida; Celastrales; Celastraceae. Bases 52 to 519 code for a protein of 155 amino acids. Gene Ontology annotation, molecular function: calcium ion binding.
CAACCUCCCCUCUCAUUUCAUUUAGCCGACUCGCAAGGAAGCCUCCCUGCAAUGUGUCCGUCCUGUAGAAUCGUACGCGAAGAGCCCCGACUCGGACCAGACUUCAGAGCAGCGUUCGACGUUCUCGAUUCCGACCGGGAUGGGAAGAUAAGCCGCGAAGAUCUCCAAAACUUCUACGGCAGGAUCUAUGGCGGCAGCGGUGCGGAGGAAGAUGUGAUAGGGUCGAUGAUGACGGCGGCGGAUGUGAACAGGGACGGAUUUGUGGAAUACGAGGAGUUCACAUGUGUUUUAAGAGCGAAGGAGAGAUCAGACAGGGAAAUGAUGGAGGAGGCGUUUAAGGUGAUGGAUGUGGACGGUGACGGCAAAGUGAGCCAUGAAGAUUUGAAGCGGUAUAUGGAGCGUGCCGGGUUGGAUGCAAAUGAUGAAGAUAUCAAGGCCAUGAUCAGAUUGGGAGGUGGUGAUGGUACGGAAGGCGUGACAUAUCAUAGUCUGCUUAAGAUCUUAGCCAUGGAUAACUAGCCAUUGAGUUUGGUCUUCUCCGUUGUUUGAGGUUCACCGGUCAAAAGGAGACUACUUUUUCUUUUUCUUUUUCUUUUUUUUAAACCUAUUCAGGUGAAACGCACCGUUUCGUUUAGAAUUGUCAUCCCGGGACAAAACAAGUUGUAUUUUAGCCUUCUUUGCCGGCUUAGAAGCCUACUUUUCUAUUUCAGAGAUUUGUCGAUUAUAUGUCGUUUUUGUUUUGUAGCUCGUGAAUGCCAAAUAUUCUUUUACAUUCA